CGUAGGAGGCGGGGCUUGUAGGCUUACGCAGAGCCUCCUGGUCUGGUCGCGUCGAGUUUGCGUGCGUGCGUGCGUGUUUGCGUGUGGUCACAGUUCCCGCCAUCAGCCGCUCUCCCUGACUGGGGGUAGCGAGCGGUCUCGCUCCUUCUAGCUGAGUGUCCAUUCCUUCUUUACCCGGGCCCUCCCUCUCCGCGCGGACUUUGUGGUUCUGGCAGGCCUAUCCGGGGGCUCCGGACCUUCUGGCACAGAACCUGUCAGGUGAAAGUGUAUUUUUGAUUUUUAAUUUGGCUAGAAGCAAUUUAUUUUUAAAGAAAGUAUGUCUCCUCUGAAGAUACAUGGUCCUAUCAGAAUUCGAAGUAUGCAGACUGGGAUUACAAAAUGGAAAGAAGGAUCUUUUGAAAUUGUGGAAAAAGAGAAUAAAGUCAGCCUAGUAGUUCACUACAAUACUGGAGGAAUUCCAAGGAUAUUCCAGCUAAGUCAUAAUAUUAAAAAUGUGGUGCUUCGACCCAGUGGAGCAAAACAAAGCCGCCUAAUGUUAACUCUUCAAGAUAACAGCUUCUUGUCUAUUGACAAAGUACCAAGUAAGGAUGCAGAGGAAAUGAGGUUGUUUCUAGAUGCAGUCCAUCAAAACAGACUUCAUGCAGCCAUGAAACCUUCUCAGGGGUCUGGUAGUUUUGGAGCCAUUCUGGGCAGUAGGACCUCACAGAAGGAAUCCAAUAGGCAACUUUCUUACUCAGACAAUCAGGCCUCUUCAAAAAGAGGAACUUUGGAAACUAAAGAUGAUAUUGCAUUUCGGAAAGUUCUUGGUAAUCCAGGUAGAGGAUCAAUUAAGACGGUGGCAGGAAGUGGAAUAACUCUUAACCGGACUGUUUCUUCUUUGACGUCUACAUCAACACCUCUUAGAUCAGGGUUAUUAGAAAAUCGGACUGAAAAAAGGAAAAGGAUGCUAUCAUCUGGUUCAGAGUUGAAUGAAGAUUACCCUAAGGAAAAUGAUUCAUCAUCGAACAAUAAGGCUAUGACAGAUCCCUCAAGAAAAUAUUUAGCCAGCAGUAGAGAAAAGCAGCUGAGCUUGAAACAGUCAGAAGAGAAUCGGACAACAGGGCUUUUACCUUUGCAGUCAUCAUCUUUUUAUGGUAGUAGAUCUGGAUCCAAGGACUACUCUUCUGGUGGCACUAACCUAGAAAGGACUAAUGUUUCAGGCCAGACUCCCUCGGCUAAAAGAAGUUUGGGAUUUCUUCCUCAGCCGGCUCCUCUUUCUGUUAAAAAACUGAGGUGUAACCAAGAUUACACUGGCUGGAACAAACCAAGAAUACCCCUUACCUCCCACCAACAGCAGCAACUGCAGGGGUUCUCCAAUUUGGGGAAUACCUGCUAUAUGAAUGCUAUUUUACAAUCUCUGUUUUCACUCCAAUCGUUUGCAAAUGACUUACUUAAGCAAGGUAUCCCAUGGAAGAAAAUUCCACUCAAUGCACUUAUCAGACGCUUUGCACACUUGCUUGUCAAAAAAGAUAUCUGUAAUUCAGAGACCAAAAAAGAUUUACUCAAGAAGGUUAAAAAUGCUAUUUCAGCAACAGCAGAGAGAUUCUCUGGUUAUAUGCAGAAUGAUGCUCAUGAAUUUUUAAGUCAGUGCUUAGACCAGCUGAAAGAGGAUAUGGAAAAAUUAAAUAAAACUUGGAAGACUGAGUCUGUUCCUGGAGAAGAAAAUGCACCAGAUAUUUCAGCUACCAGAGUAUACACUUGCCCUGUUAUUACUAAUUUAGAAUUUGAAGUUCAACAUUCCAUUAUUUGUAAAGCAUGUGGAGAGAUUAUUCCCAAAAGAGAACAGUUUAAUGACCUUUCCAUUGACCUUCCUCGAAGGAAAAAGCCACUCCCUCCUCGUUCAAUUCAAGAUUCUCUUGAUCUUUUCUUUAGGGCAGAAGAACUUGAAUAUUCUUGUGAGAAGUGUGGUGGGAAGUGUGCUCUUGUUCGGCACAAGUUUAACAGGCUUCCCAG
This is a messenger RNA of Tupaia belangeri chinensis (Chinese tree shrew), 1992 nucleotides long. RefSeq names its product ubiquitin specific peptidase 37 (gene USP37). The record is from RefSeq and is a predicted model, not a curated record. Lineage: Eukaryota; Metazoa; Chordata; Mammalia; Scandentia; Tupaiidae. Gene Ontology annotation, cellular component: nucleus; cytosol. Gene Ontology annotation, biological process: G1/S transition of mitotic cell cycle; protein deubiquitination. Gene Ontology annotation, molecular function: cysteine-type deubiquitinase activity.